AUGUCUUUUACCCCAAACCGCAAACGCCAGAGCUUCUUCGCAGUCGUGUGCGAGCCCGCCGAAACCCUCACGUCUAGCAAGAGAGCGCGAACAGCACGCUGGCACAGCAUCAUCCAAACGUCUGCCUCGAUCCAAAAGGCCCUCUUCUUCCUACCGAUCCAAACGAACCCCGGCGAGCCCGAGGUUAGGCCCGUCAAGAACCCAAUCUUGGAGAAGCACUUCAUGUACUUCUUCUCCGCGAGCAAACUCUCGCAGUGCCGCCACACCCAAGGCUUCCCGGACCUCGACUUCUACACAAUGUUUGACGUGCGGCUUCCCCACAUAACGACGGAGCCCGUAAGCCCGACGAUUGGCCCUCUGACGGAUAUACCCGACGACCACACCGACGCCGAGGUCUUGUACAGCGACGGUGGCGACGGUGAGGAUGAAGACACCUUUGGCAUAUCUACAAAACUUACUGAAGCCAUUCUCGCGCACCGAGCCAUUAGGUCCACGAGGCAGCACAACGCCGACGAGGCCGCCGGUACCGGUUCGUACGAGGCCGAGUCUGGCUACCCCGUGGCGGAUGCCUUGCCUAAAGGCAGGCCCAUCAUCAAUUGGCCCGAGCAGGACGACCGCAAACUGCAAAGGUACCUUUGCGAGGGCGCAAGCUGGCGGCGUAUGCUAGUUCGCCAACCGCCAGCGCAACGGCUCGGCUACGGAGAAAGAACUCAUGUGAACGUCAACUACUUGGCGCAUCCGUAUUUCGAUUAUUAUAGAGGCGCGGUAGAGGUCCCCGUCGUCAGCAAACGACCGGAACCACCUGGAGCGCCGCCCUUAUCAGUCACGACACCAUCCACCGUCUCGACGGGCGGGAUCCGCAUGGCAGAGCUCUACGACCUGGUUCAGCUCAACCUCUCGAGAAUGAGUAUCCAGGAUCCCGGGGCCGACAUUGAAGAAACUUUUCUCGAGUCGACCUUCCAAGUUUACUGGAGCGGUACCCCCAGCCGGAGAGAGUGCCCGGACGAAGUCUUGCGAAAGCAGAUCAAGAGGCUCAUGGGCAGGUCUCGAACGGACACAAUCGUAGUCCAGAUCGCCGCGACCGAGCGGCCUCUUCACUAUGGACACCCGCUCGGCUACCAGGUCGCCAACUGCUUCGGCCCCCGUUUUCGCAGCCGGGAGGCUGUUGGCGACCCACACCACCUCCACAGGAGGGGCAUCAACGCUAUCACGGGGCCGAGCUGGCUGAAGAAGAACCCCCUUUUCGACGGCGCACCCGAUGACCCUGACUGGGCAGGUUUGGGUAUCGAUGAAUGGGAUCAAGCGGCGCUUGACAUGGGCUAG
This is a messenger RNA of Parascedosporium putredinis, 1323 nucleotides long. The record is from the annotation of a GenBank genome assembly. NCBI's taxonomy places the organism in Eukaryota, Fungi, Ascomycota, Sordariomycetes, Microascales, Microascaceae.